Molecule: messenger RNA, 1344 nt
Organism: Lactuca saligna
Lineage: Eukaryota; Viridiplantae; Streptophyta; Magnoliopsida; Asterales; Asteraceae
Source: the annotation of a GenBank genome assembly
AUGAAUUCUGUGUAUUACAAACAACAUGAAGAUGGAAUUGCUUCAAAUCCGGUGGGUUCGCUGUCAUCUGCUUCGGGUCCAUGGUGGAGUGGACUUGCGACUCAAUCCACUUUUGAAGAAUCUGUAGGCCGAAUGAAGCUUUCAUCAAUGGAAAACUGUGGAGAACAACUAAUGCUUAUUGCCCCUAAACCAUCGUCUCAAAGCACAGAUCAAGGAAAUACGACUCAUUUCAAUACCUUUCCUGGUGAUUGCAAGAAUUCAUCGAAAGGGCAAAAACCAGUGCAAUUUGAGGCUGCUUUCUCACAUGAGUAUGGAGGUCAACUUGAGCUAGGAUUUGGUCAACCAGCUGUGAUUUGUGGCAAGUAUACUUAUGGGGAUCAAUAUUAUGGCAUGAUAUCUGGUUGUGGACCUCAAAUCACGGGUCGGAUUAUGCUGCCUUUGAAUUUGAGCACCGAUGAUGGGCCUAUAUUUGUGAAUGCAAAACAAUAUCAUGGAAUAAUCCGGCGCAGGCGAUCCCGUGCUAAGGCUGAAAUGGCGAAAAAGGCUCCGAAAGGUCGUAAGCCGUAUCUACACCUCUCGCGCCAUCUCCAUGCAAAGCGCCGGCCAAGAGGCUGCGGGGGCCGCUUCCUAAACACGAAAGAAAUGGAGAAGGGUAAUGUUGGAAAUUUGGAGUCGAAAACAACCGAGCAUCCAAUCGACUCUCAGCGAUCAGAAGUUUUGCAGUCUGAUCACGAAAUGAAUGCCAGUAGGCCGAACAUUUCGGGAUCAGAGGUCACAAGCAUGUUCUCCAUGGGAGACCUCAAUCUGUUCCCUUCUCUUUCGGACGUGAUGAUGUCCGGGAACAAUAUGCAUGGCUUGGCCAUGCAUAAUAAAUGGGUUGCAGCGGCUACCGGUAGUGGUAGCCGCUGCAACCUAACAGUCUGAUGGCAGAUGGGAUCUUGAUGUGUGGAUCACAGAUCAACACGUCAGAUCCCGUCCAUCGAUAGUCAAAUGUGACGGAUGUUUCCGCUGUUUGGCUAGGCAAAUCAUCCUUGGCUUUUGUGUUAACGUUGUGUCUCUUUAACGUUAUUCCCCCUGCAGACAUUGCAGUGUUUGGGAGUCGUUAAGAGAUGCUAAAUGGCCUUAACACAUUCAAUGGGCAAACACUUCUUUUAGAUUUGUUUGUUUCACUUUACAUUAAUGGUGUGUUGCUUGAAAUAAAUCGUGCGUUUUGACUUCCAAACAUUUGAUAACUCUCAGUUACACGAUAUGUAUCAUAUGUGACUUUAAAAACAUUUGGUAUAUGGCAUGUAUCAUAUGAUUGAUACUUUUGGUUAAUAAACUUCUUGUGAAUUUCCCCUUGGC